Molecule: messenger RNA, 705 nt
Organism: Strongyloides ratti
Lineage: Eukaryota; Metazoa; Nematoda; Chromadorea; Rhabditida; Strongyloididae
Exons: 2
Coding region: 1-705 (234 amino acids)
Source: RefSeq, a predicted model, not a curated record
AUGACAAUUUUAACAGAAACAACUGAUUAUAAUAGAAGUAAAACAAAAAUUAGUAAAAGAACUCAUAGAGGUAGUUCUAUGAAGUUUGAAGCAGGCCUGUCAAUUGUAUUAUUUUUUGGAGGUAUUAUAUUUUCCAUUGAUAUCAUUGAUAAAACUGAUAGUUAUCUACGCUACAUAGUUAAUGAGAUUAUUCUUUUUAAUAUUGUAAUUAUAAUUUAUCAAUGGGUACUUCUUUUUAUAUCAUCUGUUACAAGAGAAAAACGAGCAUUAUUUGAUGAAGAAAAUAUACUAGAAACAUACCAACCCCGUGCAUAUACUGAUGGACAUCUUUUUGUUCCUGAUCCUCCAACACCAGCUGAAUUAGAAGCUAAAAAUGCUGAAGAUAAACAGAAGGAAACUGAAAAAAAUAUAUUUAAUAGAAUGCGUGAUAAUCAUUAUGAAAAUAUGUAUCAAAAAGCUAUGGAAUUGUCGAUGGCACUUGAGGCAGAAGAUAAAGCAGCAAAAAAUUCUACCACAAAGUUAGAAAAUAAAAAUUUGAAUAAAGAAAAUAAAAAAUCUGAUCAAUCAGGUAGUGAUAAUGAUAAAUCUCCUAAAAAAAUGAAAAAAGAAAGUAAAAAAUCUGAUCAGUCAGGUAGUGAUAAAGAAAAAUCUCCUAAAAAUUCAAAUAAUGAUAAUAAACCUAGAGAAUGUUAUUAUUAUUUUUAA